Spirodela intermedia is the source of this 1314-nucleotide messenger RNA. The record is from the annotation of a GenBank genome assembly. NCBI's taxonomy places the organism in Eukaryota, Viridiplantae, Streptophyta, Magnoliopsida, Alismatales, Araceae.
AUGGUUCCACUGAGAAGAAGGCUGCUGGCGCAGGCUUCCGGCGAAGAGAGGCUCCUCGUCCGGCUCGCCGAUAUCGCCUCCCUGUCCUCGGCCUCUGCGGAGAGUCCUUGCGGCGGCGGCGGUGGCGGAGGUGAAGAGGAGGCACCCUACGCGGACGUGCCCCGGCGCGGAAGGCGGUGGGAGAGGAAGCCCUACCCCACCCCCGUGAAGGAGCUCGUCCGCCAGGCCAAGGCAGAGCGGAGGGCGCGCCUCGCCAAUCCCUGCCGCGUCAUCGAGCACCCCCCCGACAACGGCCUCCUCGUCGCCGACCUUAUCCCCGUCGCCCGCCGCGUGCACUUCGCCUGGCAGUCCCUCCUCCGGGGGCUCUCCCGCCUCCUCGCCCAACCCUCCUUCCGCGACGCCGUCCACCGCUGCCGGUACGAAUAGAGGGCGUCUCUCCAUCAUCUCAACCGAUCCGAGCCGGUGAUCCUAACCCCCCUCUCUCUCUCUCCGGUCAGCUUCUGCGAGGAAGUCCACGUUGGGCGCAGCGGGGGGCACGAGAUACGGAGCUGCGAGGGCCGGGGAAGCGCCGCCAGGGGCGGCGGCCACGCGUGGACGAGGGGCGGGAUCCGGGAUGUCGCCCGCUUCCCCCACUGCUUCCACCUCGUCGACCGGGUCGGCAGGCCCAGGGUUGGUCACAAGGAGCGGCUCCUCGUACCGCGCCUCCCGGCCGUGGUGGAGCUGUGCAUCCAGGCGGGCCUGGACCUCGACGACUUCCCGGCCAGGCGGAGGACGAGGCCCGUCUGCUCAAUCGAGGGGCGCAUCGUCGACUUCGAUCCGCAGCCUGAGGUGCUCGCCUCCGCCCCGCAGGCCCCGGUGUGGCCGGCGGAGGAAGAGGAGACGGAGGAAGGGGAGGAGGGGCUGAGGAGGCUGGGGGAGAGGACGCUGGAAUCGUGGCUGGAGAUUUGCGGCGGGGCGGAGCGACUGAUGGAGAGGUACGCGGUGCAGACCUGCGGGUACUGCGCGGAGGUGCAGGUCGGCCCCAAGGGGCACAAGGUAAGGAUGUGCCGGGCGGCGGGGCACCAGUUCCGGGCGGGGCUGCACGCCUGGCAGGAGGCCACGGUCGACGACCUCAUCGGGCCCAGCUACGUGUGGCACAUGCGGGACCCCGCCGGACCCCCGCCGGCCAACGAGCUCAAGCGCUUCUACGGCAAGGCGCCCGCCGCGGUGGAGCUCUGCGUGCAGGCCGGCGCCCCGCCCCCGCGCCAGUACUGGAGCAUGAUGCGCCUCGACGUCGCCCUCCCCGCCCCAGACGAGCGCGACCUUGUCGCCUGA